AUGAAUACCGGUGAGGGAAAAACUCUCACGGCUUUUCUCCCGAUUUGCCUUAAUGCUUUGACCGGUCAAACCAAACCAAUUUUGGAUUUUUUCCAAAUUACUUCUGGGGUUAAUUUAACUACUCACUCCACCGAGGAAAAGAAAAAUUUAUAUCAUAACUGUACGGUAAUUUAUACUACUAGUAGUGAAUUAGGAUUUGAUUACUUACGGAAUAAUUUAGUAACUAAUAGCCAAGAGAGGAUUAACCAAGAUUAUUAUUAUGCGAUUAUUGAUGAAGUUGACUCAAUUUUGAUUGAUGAAGCCCAAAACCCGCUCAUUAUUUCCCAGCGAACUACCGGUGGAGGGGGGGUUAUCCAUCCGGCCGAGUAUCAAUUAGCCACUAAAUUAGCUAAUUCCCUGACCGAAAAAAAAGAUUAUAAAGUUGAUGAAAAAGAAAAAGAUAUUUGGCUAACUACCCAGGGGAUUAAAAAAAGCCAAGCGUUUUAUCAAAUAAGUAAUUUGUUUGCUUUUCCAAAUCAUCGUUAUAAUUUUUUGCUUCAUAACGCACUAAAAACUAAGCAUUUAUACUAUAAAGACAUUGACUAUAUUGUUGACCGAGAGAAAGGUCGGAUAGUUUUAGUUGACGCUUUAACGGGGCGUUUGGUGCCUAAUCGGGUUUAUAGUUCAGGUAUUCACCAGGCCAUUGAAAGUAAAGAAAAUUUGCCGGUCAGUACUAAAAGUAAAACGAUUGCAACCAUUACUUUCCAAAAUUUUUUCCGGCUUUUUGACAAGUUAUCAGGGAUGACCGGAACUGCCAAAAGUGAAGCGGAAGAGUUUCGCCAAGUGUACGGGAUGGAAAAUAGUGAAACCGCCCAGCGACCAGUUUUAAUUGGUUCACCCAGCGUGGAAAUUUCCGAAUACUUAUCUACUCUCCUAACUAAGGAAAAUAUUUUUCAUUAUAAAUUAAACGCGGUUAAUCACCAACAAGAAGCCGAAAUAAUCGCCCAAGCGGGUCAAUUAGGGGCCAUUACUAUUUCGACUAAUAUGGCCGGUCGCGGAACCGAUAUUAUUUUAAGUGAAGAAAGUAAGAAGGCGGGUGGCUUACUAGUUAUCGGGGUGGAAAGAAAUACCAGCCGUCGCAUUGAUAAUCAAUUACGUGGACGGUCGGGACGACAAGGCGACCCUGGCGAAAGCCAAUUUUAUGUUUCGUUGGAAGAUGAAUUAGUGAAAAAUUUUGCGAUUAAGGAAAAAGUGGGGGGUUUUCUUAGCCAAAAACAAUUAAAAGAACUCUUUCAUCGCCCGUUCAGUGGCAAAAUAUUUAACUUUGUCAUUUCCGAACCCCAAGAAACUCUACGUAAUGUGGAUGCCGAACGACGGCAAAACGCACUUAAUUAUGACUUAUUAAUUAACCGCCAAAGAAAGUCGAUUUAUAAUUAUCGUAAUAAAUUGCUAAGUGCUAAGGACUUAACCAAAGUAAUAAAGAAGAAAAAAAAAGCCAAAGCAACCCAAUUUAUUCCGGUCGAGCAAGAAUAUUUGCGAGUUCGAUUAGUGAAAGAAGUUGACCGGUUUUGGUCGGAUUAUUUAGAAGCCUUAACCAAAAUUAAAACCUUGGUUAAUGUCAAAGUUUAUCUUCCCCAAGACCCGCAAGAAGCCUUUUUUUGA
Molecule: messenger RNA, 1641 nt
Organism: Entrophospora sp. SA101
Lineage: Eukaryota; Fungi; Glomeromycota; Glomeromycetes; Entrophosporales; Entrophosporaceae
Source: the annotation of a GenBank genome assembly